Molecule: messenger RNA, 1185 nt
Organism: Penicillium diatomitis
Lineage: Eukaryota; Fungi; Ascomycota; Eurotiomycetes; Eurotiales; Aspergillaceae
Exons: 1
Coding region: 1-1185 (394 amino acids)
Molecular function (GO): acyltransferase activity, transferring groups other than amino-acyl groups
Source: RefSeq, a predicted model, not a curated record
AUGAUCGCUGCAAAUAGUCCCCAUCUCCCGGACGGAGACUCUCCCGAUCUCGUCCUGGUUCCUGCGACACCCCAGGAACGCAUCGCCGCAAUCAAACUGAACAGCGCGGCCUGGAAGGGUCCCCUGGAUAUUGACGCGUACAUUGCCCGUGAGGACCAUCUGCACAAUCACCAGCUCGUCCGAGAUGGAAUGACCUGCUGGAUCUUGGUGGAUGGCUCCGAACCCGAGGGCGACCGCACCAUUCUCAGCUCAUGUGAAACCUAUCCCAAGAAAGCCCUGCUGGCUUACCAGGGUCAGGUGGAAGAGGUGUCGACGCAUGGUAUUGGAAGUGUGUACUCUCGGCCCGAAUUUCGGGGCAAAGGUUACGCCAAGCGCAUGAUGGAGGAGUUGGGCAAGAAACUCGAAACGUGGAAGAUGGAGAAGCAGCCGCGGGGCAAGACCUCCUUCACCAUUCUUUUCUCGGACAUUGGCAAGAAGUUCUACGCGCAGUUUGGAUGGCGGCCGUAUGCCGCGGCGCACAUGGUGCUUCCGGCUCGGGCAAUGGAAGACACGGACCAGGUCUCCGAGUCGAAUGGAACGAGCAAUCGGGGUAAGACGCGAGAUCUGCUCGCCGAGGACGUGGAACGAACAAUGUGCCAUCCAAACAUCAUCGCCGACUUGCGCAACGAGCUGCAGCGGGCCUCGAGCAAGUCACAGACCGCGCAGGUGGCCAUUCUGCCUGAUUAUGACCACUAUUCUUGGCAUUGGGCUCGUGAAGAAUUCUUCGUGCAGGAACUUUAUCCGGAUCGAUCACCGCCGUUGAUCAAGGGUGCAGGAGAUGACGACGCGCAUGUGUAUUGCACCUGGAACCGGAACUUUGGAGACACUCCAGAGAACAGCGUGCUGUACAUCCUGCGCUGGGUUUAUGAUAAGCCCCAAUCGGCGGAAGAGGAGCAAAGUCUGAUCCAGGCCAUGGUAGACAUCCUACGGCGAGCUCAGCACGAAGCCAAGGAUUGGGGUCUCGCCACGGUCGAGUUCUGGAAUCCCGAUCCGAUCUUGCAAAAGGCCGUCCAGACAUUGGACUCUGAUGUGCAGGUCGAACAUCGUGAGAAGAGCAGCAUUCCGAGUCUUCGGUGGACGGGUGACAAGCAUGGGUUGGGUCAGGAGGUGGAGUGGGUUUUGAAUGAGAAGUAUGCUUGGUGCUAG